Messenger RNA from Nannospalax galili (Upper Galilee mountains blind mole rat), 2095 nucleotides. It is a transcript of the gene Chst4, whose product is annotated as carbohydrate sulfotransferase 4. The transcript has 2 exons. Gene Ontology annotation, cellular component: Golgi membrane. Lineage: Eukaryota; Metazoa; Chordata; Mammalia; Rodentia; Spalacidae. Gene Ontology annotation, biological process: N-acetylglucosamine metabolic process; carbohydrate metabolic process; protein sulfation. The record is from RefSeq and is a predicted model, not a curated record. The coding region runs from base 60 to 1217 and encodes 385 amino acids. Gene Ontology annotation, molecular function: N-acetylglucosamine 6-O-sulfotransferase activity.
UCUCUGUCUCAUUGAGGAAGCCUAAGCCAGCCGUUAACAAGGUCUUCCACUUUGGUAGGAUGAUUCUGCCUAAGAAAGUCAAGCUGCUGUUAUUCCUGACUUCCCAGAUGGUGAUCUUCGGCCUCUUCUUCCAUAUGUCUGGCUACAAAUUCCAGAAGGAGGAGCCCAGACCCAUGCACGUGCUGAUCCUGACUUCCUGGCGAUCCGGUUCCUCUUUUGUGGGGCAGGUCUUUGGGCAGCACCCAGAUGUCUUCUACCUGAUGGAGCCUGCCUGGCACGUGUGGAUGACCUUCACCAGCAGCACGGUCUGGAGACUGCACAUGGCUGUGCGGGACCUGAUGAGGUCUAUCUUCCUGUGUGACAUGAGCGUGUUUGAUGCCUACAUGAAACCAGGUCCCCGAGCACAAUCCAGCCUCUUCCAAUGGGCGCAAAGCCGGGCCCUGUGUUCACCACCUGCCUGUGAUGCUGUCUCUAGCAUCCAGAUCAGCUCUCCUAAGCAGUGUGAGGUACUCUGCAGUCGAAAGCCCUUCGAAAUGGUAGAGAAAGUCUGCCGCUCUCACAGCCACGUGGUGCUCAAGGAGGUGCGUUUCUUCAAUCUGCAGGUCCUCUACCCACUGCUCACUGACCCUUCCCUCAACCUGCACAUCGUGCACCUGGUCCGGGAUCCCCGGGCGGUGUUCCGAUCCCGAGAACGCACCGCAGCCGACCUCAAGAUUGACAGUCACAUUGUGCUGGAGCAGAAUUUGACCAUGCUCAAAGUAGAGGAUCAGCCCUACAACGUCAUGAAGGUCAUCUGCAAAAGCCAUGUGGGCAUAGCCAAGGCUAUUCAGGCCUUGCCUGAAACUCUACAACAGCGUUACUUGCUCCUGAGGUAUGAGGACCUGGUCAGGGCUCCCGUGGGCCAGACUUCCAGGAUGUAUGACUUUGUGGGGUUGAAAUUCUUGCCCCAUCUCCAGACCUGGGUAUAUAACCUCACCCAUGGCAAGGGUUUGGGUAAGGCCGCCUUCCGCACAAACGCCAGGGAUGCCCUCAAUGUCUCCCAAGCUUGGCGCUGGUCUUUGCCUUAUAAAAAGGUCUCUCGAGUUCAGGAAGUCUGUGGUGAAGCUAUGGAUUUGCUGGGCUAUGUCCAGGUCAAAUCCCAACAAGAGCAACUCAGCCUGUCUCUGGAUCUUCUGUCUCCCCCUAACACUUUGGAGCAAGUCUACCAAAAGAAUUGAAGGGUCUGUCCCCACUACUUGGUCGCAUCCUCAGGAACUGCUGAAUGCUUCUGAGCCUUAACUGUGUCUCUAGAUAUGCUGAAUGUCAGUUGUGCCCACAUGGGCCCAAGCAGAGGGAUCGCUGUGUCUAUGCUCCUGUCUACACAUCUUAGCCCAAAGAUCAAGAAGCAAUUAUGUUCCUGUCUAGAAAAGACUCUGGAACCUUAUGAGCAUCCCGUUCCAUAUCAAACAUGCCUUUCUUCUUGAUCUUCCCUCCUGUGCGUACCUCAGAGACUCUGUGGUCUGGAGGCCUAACUUCCCUGUCUACAUCUUCUCAAUGAGAGAGAGUGAAAAACAGGGAAAUGGGUCUUUCAUCAAAGAGCUCCCAGCAACUUCCUCAGACACCUGGACACUGGACCCUCAGAGUUGCCAGUGGAUUCAUGAAGGAAGCAGGAAUGUGUUGGGUCCUUACCUGUGAGCCUGGCCAUCACAGUUAUCAGACUCUUCCCACAGCAGGGCCAGUGCUCAGGUUCACAGGGCAGCAGGUUUGGACGGUAUUUCUCCUCAAUGUUUUCCUAUCAUAGGAGAAUUUGAUCUACGAAGCUGCCGUCCAGUAAUACUACAAUUCUAAACUAAGAUUCUGUUUGGAAUUUCCCCAUGGGUGCUAAGUACUCAUUCCUAUGGAGUACUAAGCAGAGAACACAAUCAUUUUAAUAUAGGUUUUUUAUUUAAACUUUUGAAAUUACCCAACACCUGCAUAUCCAAAAAACCACUACCGUGUUUGAUGUCAGAUGAUCAAAUCUAUUGUCUUUAAGAAUUGGUGGUAGAAGGGGGCUAGAGAUAUGACUCAGCUGUUAAGAACACUUGCUGUUCUUCCAGAGGACCCAGGUUCGAUUCCC